UUUGUUUCCUUUUGAAGAAAAAAUCCCUUUUGCCAUUUUUCCCCCAUUUUUGCUGCUUUAGUGAACUAGGGGUGUGUGUGUGAGAGAGAGAGAGAGAAUCUUGCUGCCAUGGAUGCAUACGAAGCAACAAAGAUUGUUUACCAGAGGAUCCAAACUCUGGAUCCACAAAGCGCUUCCAAAAUAAUGGGAGUUCUUCUAAUUCAAGACCACGGCGAGAAAGAAAUGAUCCGUUUGGCUUUCGGCCCUGAAUCUCUCGUCCACGCUGUCAUUCUCAAAGCCAAGAAGGAGCUGGGUUUGGCUUCCCCAAACAUGCCCUUAACCCCCUCCUCCACUCCGCCCUCUCCUUCCCCGCUGUUCUGCAACAACAACUCUUCCCGCCUGUUCGGCGGCGGCGGCGGCGGAGUGAAUCUCCCUUCUCCGCUCAGUGUCAACCAGUCUUCGUCUUCUUCCUGGACGAAUUCCAGCAGCUUCUCUGAUUUUCCGAACUCGGAUGAGUUAAUCAGUCCCGGCGGGUACAACAACCACAAUGGCGGCGGCUCGCCGUCGACGAUGAACUCCGCCGCAGCGCCUUUCUACGGUAACGGCGAGGUUGACUUAAUCGACGAGCUCCACCUUCAAGAUCAGCUCUCUUUCCUCAACGACGGCCCGCAAAAAAGCUCCGAUUUUUUCUACCCCGCCGCCGCCGCCGACGGCGGCGGCGGCCUGCACCACCACCGCAGGAGCUGCUCAGUGAGCGAUGUCUGCAUGGGCUCCGACGAUCUUUUGAACGGUGGGUUCGGGUGGAAACCCUGCUUGUUCUACGCUAGAGGGUACUGCAAGAACGGCUCCGGCUGCCGAUUCGUCCACGGUGACGGCGGCGCCGCCUCCCCUGACGGCGGCGCUGCGGCGGUGGGAUCUCCGAGUAAGUUCGAUAUGAUGGGUUCGACUACGAACUUCCCUUACUCCAACAAAUGCAUGAAUUUUCUUCUGCAACAACAACAGCAAGUAUCACAUACAUAUCCCUAUUUUGUUAUUACAAAUGUGUUUACUAUUUAUAGAGCUUUGAUGAUGAGUGAUGCAAUGCAUAAAUUCAGUCGAAUCGGGUUAAACGGUGUGAACCCGGGUUCUAGGCAGAUUUACUUGACAUUCCCUGCCGAUAGUACUUUCAAGGAAGAAGAUGUUUCCAAUUAUUUUAGUAACUAUGGCCCGGUUCAAGAUGUUCGAAUCCCGUAUCAGCAAAAGAGGAUGUUCGGUUUCGUCACGUUCGAUUAUCCGGACACGGUGAAAUUAAUUCUCGCAAAGGGCAAUCCACAUUUCGUUUGCGACGCUCGUGUACUCGUCAAACCCUACAAAGAAAAGGGCAAAAUCCCAGAAAAGCAUAGGCGACAACAAAUGGAACGAGGCGAAUUCAAUGGCUGCGGUAGCCCUACCGGACUAGAAUCAAGAGACCCUUUUGAUCUUCCACUUGGUGCAAGAAUGUUCUACAACACUCAAGAUAUACUAUGGAGGAGAAAAUUGGAAGAGCAAGCGGAUCUUCAACAAGCAAUUGAAAUUCAAAAUCGGAGACUUAUCGGACUUCAACUUCUUGACGUGAAGAGAAAUAAUCACCACCGUGCACUUUCCACCGAUGCUAUUGUUUCUUCUCCGAUUUAUUCUCCAACUUUUUACAAUCAAAAUGUGGCUAUAUCUAGCAAUCUCAGCAGCCCGGAAACCAAGGAAAAUGGGGUCGUCGGAAAUUCAUUGGAGAAAGACGAAGAUUUUUUUGUGAAGGAUGAGAGUAACAAUGGCAAGGACAGCCCUAAAAAAGACGGCGAUUUACACGAAAGCUUGGAGCACAACCUCCCCGAUAGUCCCUUUGCUUCUCCCAAGGCCGCCUUUUCUAACGACACCUUCGGGGCGGAGAAGGGCAAUAGUGUCAUUUCAUCACAAUCGGCUAACAACAAUAAUUUGAUCACCGGCUUAGAUAAUAUUGCUCCUUUCAAGUCGUGCUACUUUCAAGUGCCUAGGUUUGCUUCCGGUCACGAGACCAUCGGAAUUUAGGGUUUAAGAACCUUGUCGGCCUUUCGUACCACCUUUAAUUAGUGAAAGGCCGGAGAUUGAUAUAUACACGUACAGAACCACCGCCGGACCCACCGCCACCACCACCACCACCGGGGCCACAACCACCACUAGCACCACCACCUGUAUUAGUAACCAAUACUAUAUAUACUACUUAAUUACUACCAUACAAGAUGCAUACAUAAAAAAAAAUGGCGGUAAAAAAAUGAGAUUUUUACUCUCUCUAAUAUAAUUAUUGUAUUGUAAUUUUCACUUUUAGUGACACCUUUGACACCUGUAGUUGAAAUUUACUGUGACACAGGUAAAAAAGGCAGAGUAUAGUCAAUAGUAAAAAGUCAAAAAAAGUCAAAAUGUCAAAAGUCAAAACGUCGUCGUGGGGCUGUAAUUUUCUUUUUUAUUACCAUGCCCUUUUGAUGGCUUUGGAGUUUUAUUAAGAGUAAUUUAUUAGGUACAAAAGUAAAAAAAGGCAGUUCUUUUUGCCAGGGCAUUAUUGUAAUUUUAUGUACUAAUAAUACAAAGUAAAUUAGUAGAAAUGAAAUGAAAAAUAUGGAAUUACACAUUUGUCCUCUCUCUCU
Molecule: messenger RNA, 2612 nt
Organism: Erythranthe guttata (spotted monkey flower)
Lineage: Eukaryota; Viridiplantae; Streptophyta; Magnoliopsida; Lamiales; Phrymaceae
Source: RefSeq, a predicted model, not a curated record